UGAGAGUAUUCAAAAUAAUCAUAAUCAUAUUCAUACACUUAUCAUAUCAAAUUGUGCUCUCUUCGACACACGUCGUAAAGAUGAGAAAGAGUUAGCACUACACUCAAAAUAAACAAUUCGUCGGCGUGUGGAGAAGCUUCUCAUUUUAGUAAUAAUUUGAUCAAAUUUAUGAUAAUUUUCAUUGUUUUGUUUGUGUGAACCGCAAUCGUAAUCCAAAAUUCAUACGAUACUAAAGUGAGUCUCAGACACAAAAGUAGAAAAAAAAUGAAGAAAGUCAAAAUAGUCUCUUUUCUCAUCACAUUCAUCCAGUGUACAGCAGUUUUAAUCAUACCUGUUGCCAUAAGUUUUACAGUUCCAAUUGCCAAAAGAGGAUUCUUUUGUAAUGAUCCAGCAUUGUCACUUCCUAGACUUUCGGAUACAAUACCAAAUGCAAUACUUGUGUUUUGGGGAUUUUCUCCGAUUUUUGUGUUGUUAUUAUGUGAGAUCGUAUUUAAUCGCAAGACAUGUGACAGCAAUCUCUCGUGCCUGAAUGUUAGUUGGAGAAAUACAAGUUAUCUCUAUCAUCGCUAUGUCAUCAACUUAGUUCUCAUGCAUGUCUUUCUUUUUACUGUAAAGUACUGUACUCGAUCUCAUAGACCACACUUUUUUGAAACAUGUAAGCCUGAUGCUCUUCUUACAUGUAAGGAUGGUACAUUCGUCCAAAAUUAUACAUGCACAAACAAACAAGCAUCAUUUGAUAUCAUCGAUUCAUCACAGAGCUUUUUUAGUGGACAUGCGGCAGUUUGUUUCUAUAGCUGCACAUUUAUCGCAUGGUAUCUUCAAAAACGCAUAAAGUCUAGAAAUGUUUUAUUGCUUCCAUUAGUUCAAACUUUAUUGAUUUCGCUCGCCUAUUUUGGUGCCAUUUCGAGAGUAUUUGAUCAUCGUCAUCAUGUCAUUGACGUUACCGUUGGUUCAAUUGUUGGAAUUUUGACUUGUAUACAUGCUUGGCUUUACCAAUGUAGGACUUUUGCGAAUGACUUUCAAAGUCUACCGAGCACUUGUCUACGAAAAAUUGCACCAAUGCCAUCUCACAACGGUGACAGUAAUACGAACGCAACGAAUGAAGGAUAGAAAAAAUAUGAAGCACUUGUGAGGCGUGAAAAAGGACUGUUAAAUUAAUUGCAUUGUAAAUGCUUUAUAAGUUUUAAAAAAGUAUUGCGUGAUGGAUGUCGCAUAGGGAAACGUCAUUGAGUAUUAAGGAGUCUGAAAAUUUGAAUGUGUAUUGUGAAUAAUUUAUUGAAAUAUUUUCAAAACCAAGUUUUUAAGCUGUCGAUUGAUAUUUAUAUAAUAAAUAAUUUCUAUGAAACUA
Molecule: messenger RNA, 1348 nt
Organism: Chironomus riparius
Lineage: Eukaryota; Metazoa; Arthropoda; Insecta; Diptera; Chironomidae
Source: the annotation of a GenBank genome assembly